Molecule: messenger RNA, 3051 nt
Organism: Bombyx mori (domestic silkworm)
Lineage: Eukaryota; Metazoa; Arthropoda; Insecta; Lepidoptera; Bombycidae
Exons: 2
Coding region: 153-1325 (390 amino acids)
Molecular function (GO): nucleic acid binding; zinc ion binding
Source: RefSeq, a predicted model, not a curated record
UCGGUAGUGAGCAGAUGCCUAAAGAUUGUAAAAGUGGAGUUUCAAAUAAAGCAAUACAGAAUUAAGUAAACUACUGCAAUCUGUGUAUUAUUUCCUGACUGUUGGAAGUGGAGUCUUACAUCUCAGAAGUGCGGUCGCCUCACUUCCAGAACAUGAAUAGAGAAGGCACACAUCAUUUGAUGACACCCUCGCGCAGCCGUAAAGGAAGCCGAGGCGAAGCGGGUCCCAACCGAUCUCGUACUCGCAGCCGUAGCUCUCGCACGUGCAGCCGGGCCCGGGAGCUGGAACUGUACCAAGAACGUAUCCAGCGACUAGAACAGGAACUGCAGCAAGAGCGGGAGAUGGUACGGCGACGCGAGAGAAGUACACGGCGCCCUUCAGCCGAGAGGCCACUUGCGACCUCUCUUCGUGCAGCUACAGAGGUGCGCCGGAGUGACGAUGCGCGGCAUGCAAAAGUCAACCAUGAACGUCGUGCCACACAUAUCAGGUCACGUAGUCCUUCCUUUUCUACUAAUGAUGUUGUCAAAAUAAUACAGUCUAUUAAGCACGGUCCCGAAUCUCAACCGUUACCGCAGAACACACCGAUGAUUAAUAAAAAUAUAGAUCACAAGAAUAUUCUUCCAAAUUUUGACCCUUCUGUUAAAAAUCAGCGAAUAGACGUGUGGCUGAAAAAGGUUAAUGAAUGCGCGUCGGUUUAUGGUUGGGACGAUAGGACUACUAUACACUUUUCACUACAAAAACUUCAAGGAUUGGCCAAGUUGUGGUUCGAGAGUCUAGAUACGAUCUUGUAUACGUGGCAAGAGUGGCAAGAUAAAUUAAUAAACGCGUUUCCUCACGAACUAAAUUAUGGCCAGUGCUUAGAAGACAUGUUGAGACGAAAAAGCAAGCUUAAUGAACCUAUAGAGCAAUACUAUUAUGAAAAACUGUCUCUGUUAAACCUAUGUGGUAUUUCUGGUAAGCGCGCUGUCGACUGCAUAAUUCACGGAAUUAGUGACAGGACUAUGAAGUCUAGUGCCUUAGCUUUGCGCUGUUCUCUUCCAGAAAAUCUUUUACAGUUUUUAAUGAGUUGGGACACAGAUCAAUUGAUUAAUGAUCAAUCGCAUUUGAGAAAUAAAAAUGCCUCUGACACUGAAUCAAAUUCUAAAAAGAAUUCCGGUCAAGGUAUUUAUUGUUUUAACUGCAAACAGCAGGGGCAUCCGUAUUUACAGUGCCCAAAGCCGCUAGAUAAAUGUAACAAAUGUGGUAAGAUAGGACAUAAAACGGAAACCUGUUUUAAUCAGGAAGAGGGUUCCUCAAUCGGUUUGGUGGUCUCUAAAAAUAACUAGCUCUAGUGCAAAAUUAACCGAAAACUUAUCUUAACGACAUUUUCUUCGAGUCGUAUCACACAUAAAAUAGAGAACAUUCAAGACAAUAUUCCCCAUGAAAGGCUCUGGUUAUAAGUUAAUAUAGUCCUCGGAGAGUAUACCUUUUCAUCUCGAAAUUUGAUGACGUACGUGCUAGUGUUCUGUAGGCUAGGUGACAAUCUGAUGUAAUUCUUCGUUAAUCAAUCAAACAUUACAGAACAAUCGCAUAUCAUUAUUAUGAAAAAUUCAACUACUUAACGGUUUUUAAGCAUGAAUUCUGAACUGUCCCACUCAGAUUUAUAUAAGGAAUAUGAUAAAUCCCUUGAGAGAAAAUAUGUAGCAAGUCUUGAGCAGCUGACAUAGUUAAGAUCUUAAGUAGAUUAUCUAAAGAAUAUUUUGAGUUAUCUAAUUAUAAAUCAGGUUCGUUCAGUCAGUCAGUCCGUCUCCCUGGGUUUGAGGGAAUGGGAAUGAAGCAUAAAAUGCUAUAUUCGAUUUAAUAAAGCCCUGGAUACAUGUCGCGUCACUUAAACUUGGUGGAUCAGUGGGAAGUAAAUCUUUACUACUGACCGUGAAUAAUUCUAAGUGUUUAAUAAUUUUUGUCAAUUACAUUAUUUAAUGUCAAUUAUGUAAUAUUAUUGUCAAUUAAUUUGUCAAUUUAAUAACAAUAAAUGGAUGAUUAAAUGAUACACAUAUAUAACUGAAUUGAUGAAGCACUUACGCUACCGAAUUAUUCUUUCUUUGUUUACAGGUCAGGAGCGAGAAUUGAUCGGUUCGCACCUCGACCAGAAAGUCCUUGAGAAUUGAUUGGUUCAAGGCAAGAUAGAAAAUACUAUAGCUGAGAAUUGAUGUUCAGGGCGAGACAGGAAAUACUACAGCUGAGAAUUGAUUGGUUCAGCUUGUGUAUUUCAUAAAGUCCUUGAGAAUUGAUUGGUUCAAGGCGAGACAGGAAAUACUACAGCUGAGAAUUGAUUGGUUCAGCUUGUGUAUUUCAUAAAGUCCUUGAGAAUUGAUUGGUUCAAGGCACACAUUAACUGAGAAUUGACUUGUCAUGGCAGUUUCAUAACUGAGAAUUGACUUGGCAUGGCAGUUUCAUAAUUGAGAAUUGACUUGUCAUGGCAUUUUCAUAAUUGAGAAUUGACUUGUCAUGGCAGUUUCAUAAUUGAGAAUUGACUUGUCAUGGCAGUUUCAUAAUUGAGAAUUGACUUGUCAUGGCAGUAACACAACUAAAAAUUGGCUUGUUAUGGCAGUUUACAACUGAGAAUUUACUGUCUGUUUCGAAGAAAUUUUGAUAUGUAUAACUUUUAAGGAGUAUUUUGUUUCACUUAAAUGAAAAAAUGUUAAGUGCCUCUUUUUUUUUUGUAAUUUACUGUUAACGCUGUUACGCUGACGACUAAUAUUGGCCUAAUGUAAGGUUACCACCUGGGUCAUGUAUGGGGACAUACAUGGUGUCAGGACGGUCGAAUGUAAGGUUUGUUGUAAAAUAAUUAAAAUAAAAUUGGUCAUGUUAAAGUUAAGGCAAUUUUUGUAUUGCCAAAUAGCAACACUGUUGGUGGUAGCAAUGCCAGCGGUGGGGUUGUGAGAUAAUAAAAAAGGCGGUAGUCUGAGAAACGAGAGGAGAAAUCAGUGUAUUCGGUAGUGAGCAGAUGUCUAAAGAUUGUAAAAGUGGAGUUUCAAAUAAAGCAAUACAGAAUUAAGUAAACUACUGCAA